GAGUGUGCGAGUGAGUGUGGCGCGGGUAGGCACACAGCAGCCGAUGUACUGUUUUACUAUGGUGUAGUGAGCCUGUGACCAUGUGUGCGUUUACCAACACCAGGAACACACCGAGGAGAUCCUGCAGCGUUAGAACAGAGCGGGAAAGUGUUGGUGCCUGCACGUAAGAAGCAUGACGGGGGAGGAGAGGAGCCGUCCGAGGCAGGCAGGGGAUGGCAGGCCUCUGGGAAUAAGGCCAAGACUGGGGAUCUCGCCCACGGCUGUUUUUCUCAUCAUGUCCUUGGGGUUGAGUCUUGCAGCAGAAGAGACCCACACUCCCGAAGCGGCAGCAUCAGCACCCACAACCCAAUUCCAGCCACUGAGUCAGCUUGAGAGAGCAAAGAGCAUCUUAGGAGUGACAGACCAGGCAUCAGAGGUCCCACCACUGCCCUCACAUUCACACAGUUCUCAAGGCAUCAGGAAGAUCAUCUCCUCUAUGAAGAAGGACUUUUUAACCAAGAAGUCCUCCUCAGAAUCAACUGCUCCUCGUGACACUCACACUGAAGUAACUGGAACUAAUCAAGCAAACCAAGGCCUGAUUAAGAGCAUAUUGAGGGCUGUGUCUCAAGAAGGAAGCAAGAAAGCUAAGACAGGAGAAGAAGAACAGCCAUCUCCAGCAUAUAUUGAAGAGGAUGCCAGUAAGGAGGAUGCUCAGACUAAGGAACAUGCCGAUGAAGAGGAAGUUCACAGGGGGACUAAAGAGAAAACCAGUGGCAAGGAGAAGUUCAUUAAGGUUAUUAGUGAAGUUGUGCUGAGAGGGGAUGAUACUCCUGAGCCACUGGAAACACCUUCAAGCAUGCUGCCUCCUGCUGAGGAAGUGAAGGAAGAGAUGACCAAGGAAGUAAGGGCACACAUAGAAGGGGAAUCAUCAAGCAGCAAAGAGUCACAUGAGGAAAAAGUGUUGGAAGUGGAGGAACAAAAAACAGACAGUUUGUCAGUGGAAUCUGUGGGCAGUGAUGACAGAAGUAGUGAUACAAAAGUAGUGAGUGAAGAAAAGGAAAUUGAAAGUGAAGUGCCUGAGGAGAUUCCAGCUGCCAAGAAGAAGGAAGAAAAGGUGGCAGGAGAGCCCAUCACUGCACCACCUGCCACAACGGAGGGAGAUGCCGAGGGUGUACCGCCCAUGGGCAGUGGGAUAGAGGUGGUGACGAAGGCGCUGGGUGUGGUGGAUGUUGAGGUGGACGUAGCCCGGAGCAACACCUCCAUCAACCCAGUGGCAGCUGUCAAUGAAAGACGAAGCAUAUUCUCCAGAAAGUCAGAAGUCACACUAAGUCACAUAUUUGGAGCUAAAGAGUUUCUCAAGCAUUUCCCUGCUGAGAACUUUACGCAUCUUCGCACACACCAGCCUGGGCACUCCAAGCCCUUCCAAAAGGACGCAACAGCCUCAGAGGAGACUCAGCCACAGCACAAAUCAGAACCUGCACCCAAGGAAGAGUCAAGGGAACCCGUGGAAGGGGAGACUGUCAUAGGUUCUGAGGCCACCAUAGUUCUUGAAGGUGCCAAGGAGGUGAGUAGCUCCAGUAUACCAAUAGAAUCAAAGGAAAAGGAGGAUAGAAAGAAGACCCAAGAAAGAUUAGAAAGUGAAGCUGUUCCUCAUGCUGCUGAAACAGAGGGAGAAUCCAUUACAGCAGCAGCAGAUGGGAAAGGGAAGAAACCAAAAGUAGAUGAAGGGACACAGCAACAUGAAGCACAAGGUCAAGUUGAGAGCACGCAAGAAGGUCAUACACCCUUGCAGCCUUCCCUUGCUGAUGUGGAGGCCAAGGGGGAGAUGCCGCAUCCUACAGAGAUAGCAGAGUCUGUUGAGGUUGAGGCUGAAAAAGUUGCAGAAACUCAUCAGACUCCCUCAGAUGCUGGCAAAUCCCUGGAGGAACCCACCCAAGAGAUCCAGACCACUGAGUCACUCUCACCAGUAACAGAGGCCAAGAAUGUAAGUGAACCAGCCACCAGAGCUGAGGAGGAGCAGAAGGCUGUGGUUAAAGAGGAAUCCAAAGCAGAAGAGCUCCUAGAAAAGGCUGUGAAAGAGCAAGUCAACAAGACAGAGAAGGAGAAAGAGGCUGUUGUGUCUACCAAAGUUGAAGAAGAGAAGGAAAAGCCUGCUACUGUGGAUAUUGAUGCAGCUGAUGAAGGAACUAAGAAGAAGAAAAAGCCAAGUGAAUCUGAAAAGCCCAAGAAGAAGGAAGCUGCAGACAAGAGUGCUGAUGCCAAGCAAGGGGAGAGGGAGAAGGAGAAGGCUGCAGACACUCUGGAGACCUAUAGUCAGUUCACUCAGCGAGUCAAUGCCGAGAAGAAAAAUGACAUCAUGACCAAUGGGCACGGAACCAACGGCCAUGGCAAGGGACCCAAAGUGAAGAGCAAGAACUACGCCUCGCCAGACUGCGGCUCCAAGCUCCUCACGGCAAACCCUGAAGCCACCCAUGCCUCCAAGGUGAUCCAUUCUAAUAAGGACGAGUACCUGCUCAACAAGUGCCGAGACAAGACCUGGUUCAUCAUUGAGCUGUGUGAGAGCAUCCGACCCCAGAAGUUUGACAUCGCCAACUUUGAGCUGUUCAGUAACCUGCCCAAGGACAUCCACGUGCUGGGGAGUCACCGCUACCCAAGUCGAGACUGGACCUCCUUGGCAUGGGCACAGGGGCAGGAGGGCAACCGUGGUGUGCAGUCCUUUCCUGUGGAGACUGAAGAUUUCUUUAAGUAUAUCAAGGUUGAGGUGCACAGCCAUUAUGGCCCUGAGUACUUCUGUCCCAUCUCUCUUUUUCGCAUCUAUGGCCUGUCAGAGUUUGAAGUCAUUGAUACAGUAGAGGAUGCUGAGGAGCCAGAAGAGGCAGAAAUCUUCAUUGAGGCUCAGCCAGAUGAGAAGAAGACCAAAGAUGAGGGAAAGCCCAGUGUCAUACCAGCUGUGAUCAAAAACAUGUUCACUGGUGUCCUGGAUGUCAUCAAGCGAGGAUACCGCCCCCACACCUCCACCAGCGAGUCUGGGGACAACUGCUAUACUUUGCAGCCUACACACACUGUGGACAAGAGGAGCUGCCAGCUGGCUGACUCACUGAACUAUAUACUUUCCUGCUACCACACUGAGUACCAGAUGCUAAUGCAGACAUCAUUUGUGUCUAACACUGUCAAGAACUCUGGGUUCUGCCGCCUGUUGGCCUCCACCAUGUGCCUUACCCCUGAGGUGAGCGACAGUGUUGUGUAUGACACUGUCUGCAACAGCAGCUAUUUGUGCAUCAUGCUCUCCCCCAAACAUCUGCUGGCAAUGUGCUUCAUGCACGACAGUCGCAUCGUGAACUCCCAGGUGGAGUGUGAGUCUGCUGGCACACUCCUGCCUGAAAACUUCUCUGCCACAACCCCACCCAUCCUGCCAACAGAGAAUAGGAUGCCCUCUUAUGUGAAGAAUGCUAAAAUAAACACCUCCACCAUCACUCGCACCGACGCCACUGUUCCCCACGUAAAUAGCAUGGCAGCACAAGCAGAAGAGAAAUGGAGUGAGCAAGGCAAUGGUGCAAAACAGAUCCCUGUGGAGCCAGUGACUGUGGGCCAGGAGGAGCCAGCAGCCUCACCUGCAUCUGAUGCUAUGGUUGCUGAACCCUCCAAGCCUAAAAAAUCCAAAUCAUCCGGGAGUGGCCAGGACCAGGUGGUGAAGGAGGAGGAGCAGCCAGACAACACAACAGAGCCUGAGGAACGUGUGGCAGUAGAGGGAGCCAGUGCUGUGGGGGUGGAGAUUAGUGAUGAGGAGGGUGUCAAGGAGGAGGAAGAGAAGCAGGAGGAGGAACAUCCACAUCCUGUCACACCCCUGCCAGUGGAGACCAAGUUAUCCUCCACCUCACCCACCAACAAAGAAUCAGUGGUGGUGCGUCUCUCCAACAAAAUCAAGGCACUGGAAUAUAACAUGUCCAUCAGCAGCCAGUACCUGGAGGAGCUGAGUCGCAGGUACAAGAGCCAGAUGGAGGAGAUGCAGCGCCAGUUCAACCUGACCAUCGCUGCCCUCAAUGCCACCUCCCGUCAGGCCUUUGAGCGUGAUCAGCACCAUCAGCGGGAUAUUGAGAUGUUAGAGGAACAGCUGGCCAGUGUCACUGCCAUCCUGAGGAAGCUGGUGGAGGAGCGAGAGAGUCUGGCGCACACUGUGGUGGAGCAGCACCUGCUCCUCAUGGUGGUGGAGGUGGUGGUGCUGUGUGUGGUGUUUGUUCUCUGCUACAAGAGGACCACUCGUCACAGGCUACUGGAGCUGGAAGGACAAGAGAGAAGGGCCCAGACUCCAAGUGAAGACCCAUCAGACAGGCAGGGACUGGGCAGCAGUAACAGCCUCAGUAGCUGGACAAGAGGCAGAGUACGGCGACGGUCAGUGGACAGCAUCACACGGGAGCGCUCAUCAAACCAACGUCGCUGCCGCCGCCCCAGCGAGGAGGCACUCAGGAUAUCUGGCACAUAUGAAGACCUCCUCAUCAUUGAGCCGGCCAUCCCCAUCAUGGUUGACUCGGUCAGUGAUCGUAAGAAGAAGAAGAAGUCAAGCAGUGGAGUGCUCAAACGUUCCAAAUCUAAUGCCAGCAUUGUUGAGAAAUCUUGCAACUCCACCAAAAGAUCUCAACGUUUGGAAAACUUGGACAUGUCUAGUGCUGGAGUGCUGUUCUUUGGGGACCAGGUAGAGACAAAGGGAGUCUCUAACAGCCCUCAGGUUGACCCAGCCAGCCUACAGUUCUCAGGGGACACAGUUGACUCACCAGUCGGUGCAGACAUUAUCUCUACCAGGUCCUACGUUGAAGAAGUCAUGUCUGCAUCCCAUCCUUAUAAUGAUAUCAAUGCAGUCACCUCGAAAAAACAUUCAACUAGUUGUUCCCAGAAUUCUGAAAACUUAAAUAGAAAUUGGGGAAAGCUUACCAAAUCCCAUUCCUUAAGCUGCUCCUCAGAGAAACUUAGAAAUGGUGAAAAAAAGAAAAAGAAAUUGAAAAAGAGGAAUAAUACUAUUCAAGAAAGCCAACAGCUAUAUAGUCAUGAAGCAGAAAUGUACCCAGAAACAAACAGGACCUCCUACAAUGGCUUAAGUGAACAUAACCCGGAGUAUUACUAUAAUGGGCGAAGCAGCGUCCAUUUCAGUGAAACAUCUGAUGCUCUUGGCAACCAUAUGUUCAGUGCUGAUGUUACCAAUGGUAGUAGUUAUAUUAAUGGUGACAGUUCACAAGAUCUAGGUUAUGUAGGGAGUGAAUACAUGCAUUCUAGCUAUGUGACAAACUUUUCUGAAAAGCGAAGAACUUCACCAGCAGCCAAAGUCAAACUACGUUCAGAUAACUGGGAGUGGUAUUCACUGCAGCAUUUUGGAAGCAGCAGUGAAACAGUCAGCACCUGUAGUGACUCUAGUGGGAAGAUCCGGAAAGGCAGACACGAUGAUGUGCCACACACUCAAGAUCAAAGUGACGACAAGAAGGUAAAGAAAAAGAAGAAGGGCAAGUCUAGGGCACCAGUUCUUUUAGAAGAAGAAACUAAUGGUGGGACAUGACCACCUCAGCUGUGCCCUCAGUGCCAUUGUAUUGUGUUUUUAGCUUGCUGAUGGCAUGCUGGAGGGUAAUGGUUGUGUCCAGGUAUUGCUGCACCACAGGAUGCCUCCCUGACCUCUGCUACAUGUGCUCCAGGAAAACAAGUACCAUAGUACUACUCUUUUGUGGGAAAGUUAUUAAUUUAUUAGAAUCAUGAAGUCAUCCCGACUUGCAGGUAGAUUCCUGUGAAGUGUUAGUCAUGAUUGUGCAUCCAAUGUGUAUCUUUUAUGUUUUUUUUUCUCUUUUAAUUAUUUUAUAAUAAAAGUUAAUUAAUGGAUUUACUUUUAAGUAAUCAGAUGUGAGUACUUCCAGAGUGCUUUGUUCCAGAAGUUUGAUGCAAUGUUAUAUCUGUUGAUAGUCAUGCAGUGUGUCUUGAGUCACUUUGUGUUAUGUUAGGGAUGUGUUGGUGCUGUUAAAUGUACUGCAGCGUAGUGUUAUCAGUAAGAGUCUGCUGACUGGGUCAGUCCUAGAGGUGUCACUGAGGAUGAGGACUCAAUUUUUAUUAAGUUUGUCCUAGUGAAGUAUCACUAGAUCAUAUAUUAGGGAUUGACUUAAAAGUUCCUUUUGACUUAUACCUUCAUCUACAUCAUAGGAUUUUACAUAGAAAUACUUCCAGUCUUCAAGUGAGGGGCUUUGUGGGUAAGGUUACUAAAGUAGCAGAUACUUCUGCUGUGUUAUGUUGAGCAGCCACACAUUAGCAACAGAGAAAGUGUAGUGCUGGUGAAAGUUGAAGGUGGUGAGUGUGUCUGUGUUAUGAAGAAAAAAAAUUGAUAAGGGACUAGUAGUAAAUGGACUCACAGUCAAACACUGAAUUAUUAUAAUGAUCAUAUUGAUCACCAUCAUUAUACAUACUGUGUUGGGAAGGUUUACAGUGCUGGGAGUCAGAUGACAUGCAUCAGUUGAGACAAAGUGAAGAGAAAUGCAGUUAUAUAGUUUUAACUAAACUCAAGUUAGAGACUGAAUGAUUGAAGCAGUAGAGAUACAAGUAGUGGAAGCAUAAAAAUUGAAUUAUUAGCUGUACCUUCAAAGUCUUGGUUGACUUUUGAAAUGAGUAAUGAUUUCUCGAGAGAAGAGCUUGCCUUGUCAUGUUUUCAGUGCACCAGGAGUCCAGGUCAACAUGCUGAAUGAGUUUGGAAGUUAAGAAUUUUAUAGUGAAUGGUAGGGGAAAAUUAUUAUUGUCUUCAGCUUGCUUUUAGGGAGAAAUUUAUUAUGUAAUCUUAAAAACUAGGGAUUGCCAUGUUUGAAAUUUCAAUCUUGAGUCCAUUAAGGAGACAAGCAUGAUUCUUGUUUUAUUUAUCUAAGCUCUGUACUCUUGAAUCAGAAUGACACGGUUUGUCCUGACACUAGGCAUCUCCAUCCUUGUUGUGUGGCACUGUUAGGAUCCGUCUCUGAGGGAUGGCUGCAGUGUUUAGUCUUCAUGGAUUUACGUGCUGGGUUAUUUAUGUUAGGUGUUACCACUUAUAGGGAGAAGAGGGCAGCUACAUAUACAGGUACGUAGAUUUGAAGAUUUGAGGAUGGCCAGUACUGUGUAUUGCUGUGAGCUGCAACUCGUGUCCAUAGCAUACGUAGAUAUAGAAGUGUCAUGGUAUUCUUUGAACAUAGAAGCACAGCACAUGGUCUCCCUCACUUAGGUUAGAGAAAGAAAGCCACUUAGACUGGAUUUGAUGUUCAGUGUAUUCAGUGGAGGAGCUUCAAGACUUUAUAGAUGCUUAAUCAGUGAGGCUGUAGGUUGGUGGCAAGGUGUUAGCCUGACCUUACCAAGUACUGAGUGUCCUUGCCACUGAUGCCUGUCCUUAAACUGUGAUGAGACAUUUCUGCUCCUAGGUCUUUUGUUAGUAUGUUUAAAUGUUUGUUAAGUCCUAGUAAGUUGGUCUUCAUAUCAGAGAACCUAAGCUCUAGUGUGAGUGUUAAAACUUUGUUAGGAAUUUCUGAGCCUUGUCGUUCAAAGUGUACAAGUCCCCAGGAGGAGUGUACAGACAGGGCAUGACCGUAAACUAGUCACAUGCAGUAUGUUUCCAGUAUACUCUCAUUUUAUUAGGUAUGGCAUUAUAUGUAUAUAAGGUGGACAUAUUUUUUCACUGUAUUUAUAGGGUUUAAUUUAUAAUGUAAAUAGUAUUCUGAUAUGUGUGUUUGAGAGAAAGGGAGAGAGAGUCAUGCAGCGUCUGGGUGGAUGAUGAUCAGUGCAGGGCUUGGAGAACACUCCUUCUUCCUCAGAAUAGUGUCACAUGUACUAGGCUAUGACAUUUUGCAGACAAUUUCACAAUUACCUGGGUAGUGCCCUAAGCAAGUAAUUUUCACCUUGCACAGCAAUUUCACUUGAUGAAGAUUCUUGCUCUUUAUUUCACUAAUGCUUGCCUUCAGCCUACUAACUUCCUGUGGAAAAGGACUGAGUCAUGAUAAAAGCUUGUUUAUGCUUGGUUUAUAAUAAGCUGCUGCUAUGAAGUCAAUUAUGAAUAUUGUCAAUUGACUGCCAGGAUGUCUAGAGAGUCAUCUGGAGGGCACAAAGACUGUUGAGAGUUCAUGAGAAAUGACUUAGUGUGAAUUGAGAAGCAGAGUUUGGAAUGAGAGCAACAGUACUGUGAUGAGAACAGACAUGUUACAUUGGUUUGGUCAUAUUGAGAGAAAGGACAAGAAAAGGAUGAAAAGUGGGGACGUAAGACGAGUAAACAGAAUGUAGAAAACACGAGAUGAAAUCAUAAGGAAGGACUUAAGAAUGCAAUGGAUCAAGUUGCACGUGAUCUAGAGGCUGAAUGAGGUACCACUGAAUGACAAAGGCUGACUUAAUGUAAAGAUGGAACAUGAACCAAAAUAAAAUACCUUGGUGUUGUGAAAGAUGACUUACAGGGACUGAGUGAGGGAACUGGGAACCCCCUCUUCAGUAUGUUUCUUCCUAUAAUGAGAGAGGCAGAAAGGCAGUGAGAGAGGAAGGAAUAAUCAAGUUCUCUUGCAACCCUGAUGUACAAGUAGAUGCCUUGCCUUGGUUGAUGUAUGAGUAUUUUAUGAGAGUUGUCAUCCUGGUGUAUAUAUAGAUUUCCAUGAAGGUAUACAGAACACUUCAAGUUGUUCUUGCUGACUGCUUAUGGUGGACAAUGUGUUUAUGAUUUCUACCUCAGUUUGAGGAAUGUUUGUGACAGAGAAUGGUGUUGUACUUAACUAUACUGACUGUAAAUGUAGCGACUUGAAACAUGCCAAACUGAUGUACUGUCUGUCUUUCUCAUCCUGGAGUUAUGUUGGAGGAUGUGUGAGAAAUUAAUAGAUGAUGUCAUAGAUCAGGCCUAAAGUGCUGAGCUGAGGGGAGUACAGUGUCUUGUUAGGAAUCAUUAGUGCAGCUGCAUUUCUGAGUUGUAUCAUGCUGGCCUUGGUUUGUGUGUGGAGUAUGGAUAUGAUGGUGUAGAUUUUGAGGUGUGUUAUUUAUGUUGGAGGAAGUAGUUCAUUUGUUGUCUUCUAUUCAGUUAACCGGUGAUACUCGUAUCUGUGAUGUCGAGGAUGUCCCUCCAUUGCUCACCAUUCACCACAUCUUGUCCAGUCCCUCUUCCCAUCGUCUUCAUUCAACCUCCCCUCUCACUCACUCAUCUAUCUCGUUUCUCUUUAUUUUUUUGUUAAUUUUCUCCCAUUCCUUUGCAAGAAAUAAGAUAUAACUAAAAAAUACAUAAUUGUUACUACUGCUUUAAUAAAUUAAUUAUAAGCGUGAAUGUAGCUUGUGCUGAGUACAAGAUGCAUGGCGACUGUGACAAUGUGUAUGAUAAUGAAGCAUCCCUCCCUUCCAGCAUCUGUCCCUGUCUGUUUUUAUAUUUAUUCUGAUCUGCAAAUGUCACACCAGACACUGCACUGACAUUCACCCAGCAAAGUGAAAGUGAAACCCUGGAAAUAAUUGUGGAUGUUUUAAAGAUUUUUUUUUUUUUAAUAGGAUUACUGCUGGAAUUCUGAUGGCUGUGGCGAGAUUACAGAAUUAAGAGAGCUUAGAAAUACCACAGGCCUCUUAAGCUAUAUAUUUUUCCUGUUUAUUUGCGUCAGUUGUGAUUGGUUAGGCUCGUUCGUGAUACAAUGCACAGGUGAAGACCACGAGUCUCGUGUCUGACCAACCCCACAUAUGCCCCAGAAUUGCCUCGAGUGUGCUGCCAACGUGUGCGGCAAAUGUGUCUUUAUAUUUCAAACAUAUGGCUUCCUCGCUGUGUGAAGGAGCCGGCCAGGAGUGUUGUUGUGUGUGCGAGUGAACCCGCGAGGAGACCAAUGAGUCCACGUGUGUUAAUGUUGACGUUGGUGUCGCGAUGUCGUUGUCGGGGUUGUUGUCUGAAAACUUACGGCGAGUUGCUGGAACAAUACAUAGGUAGGUAGGUAGGCGGCAAUCUUUCUUUUUUAUCUCAUAUAGUGGAAGGGUUGUUUGUUACCAGAAACUGUGACACCAGAAGUAGGAUAUUCAUAAGUUAUGGAUUCCUACCUCUAUAUUUUUCUCAUAUUUUUUCUUUUAAACAUAAACUACCAAUAAAAAAAUAUAAAUGC
This is a messenger RNA of Scylla paramamosain (green mud crab), 10058 nucleotides long. Its product is annotated as SUN domain-containing ossification factor-like. NCBI's taxonomy places the organism in Eukaryota, Metazoa, Arthropoda, Malacostraca, Decapoda, Portunidae. Bases 173 to 5521 code for a protein of 1782 amino acids. Gene Ontology annotation, biological process: protein folding in endoplasmic reticulum. The record is from RefSeq and is a predicted model, not a curated record. The transcript has 12 exons. Gene Ontology annotation, cellular component: cytoplasm; membrane.